This is a messenger RNA of Sus scrofa (pig), 6030 nucleotides long. The record is from RefSeq and is a predicted model, not a curated record. NCBI's taxonomy places the organism in Eukaryota, Metazoa, Chordata, Mammalia, Artiodactyla, Suidae.
CUCGGUCGCUACCCGGAUGUAGCGCCUAGCCCGCGGAGCCUGCCCUGCCCAGCCCAGCAAGAGACGCCCGGGAGGCUUUACCCGCUGCGGUUGAACCGUGCAGGAGGACGACCACUUUGCUGGAAAAAUGUACUAAUGCACAUACACAUAAUAUUACACACAACUUCAGAGGUGGCUUCUAGAAUCCACUGAAGGCUAUCAUCUAGCAGUCCGUGGACUCCAUCCAUGGACUCCAAGAGAACAAUGCAGACGAUCAAAUGUGUGGUUGUGGGGGAUGGGGCUGUAGGUAAGACCUGUCUCCUCAUCAGUUACACCACAAAUGCCUUUCCUGAGGAGUAUAUCCCCACUGUGUUUGACAACUAUAGUGCCCAGACAUCGGUGGAUGGCCAAAUCGUCAGCCUGAAUCUGUGGGACACAGCUGGCCAAGAGGAGUAUGACCGACUGCGAACGCUGUCCUACCCCCAGACUAAUAUCUUUGUCAUUUGUUUUUCCAUUGGCAACCCAUCCUCUUAUGCCAACGUGAGGCAUAAGUGGUACCCAGAGGUCUCGCAUCAUUGCCCCAAUGUACCCGUUUUGCUGGUAGGCACCAAGAGGGACCUGCGGAGUGACCUUGAGACAGUGAAGAAGCUGAAGGAACAGAGCCUAGUGCCCACAACUCCUCAGCAAGGCACUUCCCUGGCUAAGCAGGUGGGGGCUGUGAAGUAUCUGGAAUGUUCGGCCCUGAUGCAGGAUGGGGUCCAUGAGGUAUUUUCAGAAGCUGUCCGGGCUGUGCUUUACCCUGCCACAAAGAAGAACACCAAGAAGUGUGUCCUCUUAUAGCUUUGGGGGUGCCGCUUGGGGACUGCACCUAAGAAGAAUAAGGGGGAAUUCCUUUGACAGCACUUAACAACGCCAGUGGGAGCCAUUUAUCUCUUCUUCUGGAAACCCUAGACUUCAGAUUAUCUGAUUUUUGGAGGAAUGAAGAGAGGCUAGUUUGUACUUGGCUGCUUUGAAGGUCAGUCUGAACCUUUUGAAGGAAGUUUGAGUGUGUGUGUCUCCCCUGUUGAAGCGGUUAGGAGAGACACCACCAAGUGCUGUGCUUUUCUGUCUUGGCCAGGCCACGACUAAGCAGAGCAGCCUAGUUCUGUUCUUUGUGGGCUUUUGCUUGGCUGUUUGAAUUCUAAUUUCAGCUUUCCUGGCUGAAUUUACCAUUGAGCGAGUGCCUUACAGAAGGACAAGAUUCUCUAGGUUUUCAAAUCAUUGCCUUAAACUUUCUGCUAUGCUACUAAUUUUUGGAAACCAUUGUAUGUGUGAUUCCUGGGUGUUCCCAGUAUUGACAUCUCCUUUCCAUUCUUGAGAGAAGAUAUUUCUGCAAUUAUGGUUAAGCAGGAUUGUCUAGAGUUCUGUGAAACCGUAACAGAUGUUUCUUAAAAGGGUUCUGCAGUCAAAUAAGGCAGGAACCAGUGAUUUAUUUAUUUUUAUUUUUUUGUCUUUUUAGGGCCGCACCCACAGCAUAUGGAGGUUCCCAGGCUAGGGGUCGACUCAGAGCUGUAGCUGCCCACCUACACCACAGACACAGCACCGCAGCAUCCGAGCUGCGUCAUCGACCUACACCACAGCUCACGGCAAUGCCGGAUCCUUAACCCACUGAGCGAGGCCAGGGGUCGAAUCUGCGUGUUCGUGGAUGCUAGUCAGGUUCGUUUCUGCUGAGCCACGAUGGGAACUCCCAGGAACCAGUGAUUUAAAUAGUGCUGAAUAGGUUCUUCUACUGCAGGAAGUUAUAACUUUUAAGCAGCAUGCAAUGUUUCCCAAUCUUAUUUCACUGAACCUUUAUUUGGAGGGAUCCCAUGCAACACCUGUUAACAUCUCUGGGAACAGUUUCAGAGAUGCUGGGUUACUAGGGACUAGGAAUUCCCAUGGAGGAGAAAGUGAAGAAAAAAAAGCAUGAUGUGGUCCUGUUCUUUGUGAUCUUUCUCUCUUCAUGCCUUUGAGAGGAGUGUUUACCAGUCAUGGUCUUGUUAAUGGUUCUGCUCCCAUCCUUAGGAAAUGGGUUUGGCCCUUAGUCCUGAGAGUACACUGGCUAUGGGAUCUUUUUUUUUUUUUUUUUUUUUUGUCUUUUUGUCUUUAUAGGGCCACACCCAUGGCAUAUGGAGGUUCCCAGGCUAGGGGUCUAAUCGGAACUGUUGCUGCCAGCCUCCGCCAGAGCCACAGCAACUUGGGAUCUGAGCCGCAUCUGCGACCUACACCACAGCUCAUGGCAACGCCGGAUCCUCAUCCCACUGAGCAAGGCCAGGGAUCGAACCCGCAACCUCAUGGUUCCUAGUCAGAUUCGUUAACCACUGAGCCAGGACGGGAACUCCUGGCUCUGGGAUCUGAUGCUCAGAUCUGCCCUCAGAUUCUGUAACAUUCUGCUGUGGAAUGAAUAAUCUGUCUGCAAAGCUAUGUCUCUGAGGCUUCUGUGGGGCCCUUUUUUCUGUCACCCUUCUACUUUAGGGAAAGACCACUGAAGAUUAGCCCCCUACAUAAAACCAAGGAAACAACAAAAUUAAUUAGAACUAAUCAAAUUAGUUGCCAUUAGGGUGUUCUGUGAUUCCUUCUGAGACUUCUCUUCUGCUAUCAUUCUUCUGAGUCACUAUAAAGGCUUCCUGUUCCUCUCUCCUCUGUAUAUCCCCAUGUGUGUGCAUGUGUUCCUUCAACCCCUGUGUGCCUUUUGAGGUCUUUUAGUUGCUUCAAGAGAAUUGGAGUACGUUGGGGGUCUCCAGACUAUGGGACUUUCGUCACUCUUGUGAGGGUUUUGCUGGAGUUGCUCAGCCUGCCCUGGGACACAAGGAGUCAGAUUCCCUAUCCCAGUGGGUCUGCUACUCCUCCCUCCGUGUUUGUUUUCCUGUUUUUUUCUUUUUUAGGGCUGCACCUGUGGCAUAUGGAAGUUCCUGGGCUAGAGGUUGAAUCAGAGCUGCAGCUGGAGCCUACGCCACAGCCACAGCCACACCAGAUCCGAGCUGCAUCUGCAACCUACACCAAAGCAAUACUGGAUCCUUAACCCAUUGAUUGAGGCCAAGGAUUGAACCCACAUCCUCACGGACACUAUAUCAGGUUUGUAACCCACCGAGCCACAAUAGGAACUCCCUCCCUUGGUGUAUUUUUGACCUUCUUCAUUUGACAUGGAAGGAAAACUUUAUCUGGCAGAUAGUGGUUGACAACUCCACCGUGCACAUGUCCUUUCACCCUGCCAGAAGAGCAUGGGAUUUUUGAGAGUUUGGGAAAUGGAGCUAAAAGGAUCAUAUACAUCCCCUUGGAGUGGGUAAAGUACCUUUGCUUUGCUCUGUGAUAUUGUUAUUCUUUGACAAGACAGGAUCAGAGUAACCUCAGGCUAACUGAACCUCCUAGAUAGGGUUUGCCAGACAAAAUAUAAUUAGCUUUUUUUUUUUUUUUAAGGACUGCACCUGCAGCAUAUGGAAGUUCCCAGGCUAGGGAUCCAAUUGUAGCUGCAGCUGCCAGCCUACACCACAGCCAUGGUAACACCAGAUCCAAGCUGUGUCUGCGACCUAUACUGCAGUAAUGCUGGAUCCUUAACCCACUGAGCGGGGCCAGGAAUCAAACCCAUGUCCUCAUGGAUACUGGUCAGGUUUGUUACCACUGAGCCAUAAUGGGAACUCCAAAAUACAAUAAUUUUUUUUUACUAAUUUUUUAGUGUGUUUAUCUUGCAAUAUUUGGGACACACUCACACUAAAAAAAAUUGCUGUUUAUCUGAAUUUCAAAUUUAACAGGGCAUCCUGUGUUUUUAUUUGCUAAAUCCAGCAAUCCUACUCUUGGAGAAUCUGGAACCUGGAGGUUAAGUGAAUAUUGACCAAGUAUUGCUGGAAGAUAAAAUUUUAUGUACAUUUUCUAUUCUUUCAUUCUGGUUUUCCCCUUUCCUCACCAUGGACUAAAGUGUUUGUUUUUCCUUCAUCACUGUGCACCCUACCUCACCCAGUACUUCAUUGGUAUACAUUUCUACACUGUUGAUUGUUUAAAGCUGUGGAGGAUCCAGGAUGAAUACUACUGUCUAACAUACGCCUUCUAUCUCAGUUUCAGUGUACUGUUAUCUGUUUUCCAGCGUGUGACCCAGGGCCUCCUGGGGGUGGUGGGGAUUCUGUAUGAGCAGUGUGUUAACUGGAAGAGGGUGAGGGUGGCCCUCAACUAAGGCCUAGUAGCACUUUGGAAAGUGGGGCUGCUAUUAUGUGGCCACUGCCUUGGCAUAGAGACACUGGGUUUUCCCAAAGGCAGCCAAAUGGAAGUAUAUUCCAGUCUUAGGAUAUUCUAAUUGAUGCCACCUUGGGUGCUUAUAGGACUUCAUGGUUGAAAGGGAUUAGAAACAUGGCUGUCACCUGGGUCUCUGAUAACUUUCUCUUUGGUUACUGUAAUCUUUUUAGGUUGGCUUUUAAUUUAAUAGUACCUGAUAUAUUCCCAUAUGUAAGCCUGGCUUUGGUUUGGGCAAACUUGUGUCUUCUACUAAAUGGAGGUGUGAUCUACCAGUCUGAUAAAGUGGUUUUGUAUUGGACUGAUUUGAUAGUCUUAAGCAUAUACUGACAGACAUCUUGGUUUUUAUACUUAGACUAACAUGUUACUAUCACUUUUAAAUUAUUCAUAGUGAAUGGUAAUAAACUCUUCUGAUUUUACAGGUCUGUUGCUUUCUAAAAACCAAAGAAAUUCCUCACUACUCCCCUCACCCUGUUUUGUGCGGUUUUUAAUGCUUUUCAACUUUGCAAAGGAUUGAAAUAACUAUAAUUACCAUACUGCACAUGUGUAACUGUACUUUUUUCUUUUUACAGCUGCACCCACAGCAUAUGGAAGUCCCCGGGCCGGGGUCGAAUCAGAGCCACAGCUGGAUCCUAUGCCACAGCCAUGGCAACACCGGAUCCGAGGCGCAUCUGCAACCUACACCAUAGCUUGUAGCAAUGCCGGAUCCUUAACCUACUGAGCGAGGCCAGGGAUCAAACCCACAUCUUCACAGAGACAACAUCGGGUCUUAACCUGCUGAGCCACAAUGGGAACUCCUGUACUUAUUUUUCUACAUCAGAUAAUCAGGGUAGGGAACUGUCUGCCCUAACAUCGAUUCUCUAGUUCCUGCCCACCCCUUACCUAUUCAUCUCCAGGAUUUAGCUUCAUUUCCUGGUUUUCAAUAAUGACAGUCCUGUUAGUUCCCUUUCAGUGAUUUUUCUCACACAGCAUUCAGGAAACAAUUAUCAAGCUCCCACUGUGUUGCAGGCAUGACUUUGCUAGGGGCUGGGUUGUAAAGACAAGAUGUAUCAUUGAAUAUCUUUUGCCUCUUUAGUUAUCUCAGGAAAAUAUCCUUCCUUUUUUUUUUUUUUUUAGGGCUGCAUCUGUGGCAUGUGGAGGUUCCCAGGCUAGGGGUUGAAUUAGAGCUAUAGUCGCUGGCCUAUGCCACAGCCACAGCCACACCAGAUCCGAGCCUUGUCUGGGACCUACACCACAGUUCACGGCAAUGCUGGAUUCUUAACACACUGAGCGAGGCCAGGGAUCAAACCUGCAUCCUGAUGGAUGCUAGUCAGAUCCGUUUCUGCUGAGCCACGACGGGAACUCCCUCCUUCCUCUGUUUGUUAUAAAAAUAAACUAAUCCUGGCUGGCAACUGCAAAUAGUGCUGGUGCACUAUUAAGUGCAUGAGUAAGGAAGAGCAAAAUCAUGUUUUUGUUUUAGAAAAGCUUUAUUGAGGUGUAAUUUACAUACUGUAAAAUUCACUCAUUUAAAGUGUACAAUUUCAUGAUUUUUAGUAAACUUACUGAGUCAUGCCAUCACCAAAAUUCAGUUUGAGAACAUUUCCAUCACCCAAAGAGAUCCCUCAUGCAGUUAAUCCCUUGUAGUCAUCCCCAGACCUAGGCAACUACUCAUCUCCUUUUAUUUUCUGAACAUUUCAUAUAAAUGGAGUCAAACAAUAUGUGGUCAUUUUGAACUCUUUCCUUUCAUUUGGCAUGUUUUCAAGGUUCAUCCAUCCAUUUUCUAGCCCAUAUGGGUACUUAAUUUCUUUUUACUGCUGAAUAAUAUUCUACUGU